Anisakis simplex (herring worm) is the source of this 279-nucleotide messenger RNA. The record is from the annotation of a GenBank genome assembly. NCBI's taxonomy places the organism in Eukaryota, Metazoa, Nematoda, Chromadorea, Rhabditida, Anisakidae.
AUGUAUUUUAGAAAUUUCACUGUGGAAUGUCGUUUGUCCGGACGAGUGAUUGUCACUGUGACCAAUUUGAAAGAGAACAAUUGUUUGGUAACCAUUUUGGAGGGCAAACUUGCCGAUAUUAUUCGUGGCCUACCGAAUAGUGCAGCGAUGGGUUUCGUUAUCAAAAACGACAUCGUCACCUAUACAACCAAAGGAGUAUGCAAAUUCAAAUACGGUAUCGAACAAAUCGUCAAGAUCACCGAUCACGCUAUUUUACCGAACAUGUAUCGACGUCACUGA